GAAGAGGGAAGUUCAUAACAUCAUGCAAGGUUAAGUUCUCUAGGCUCAUCUCUAGGAUCGGGAGCAGCGUCUGAAGGGGCUGGAAGGCCGAGCCGAGGAGGGCGGGGAGACGUUACGUUGACGCUGGCGUGACCCAGCCCGAGAAUUUGGCGGGAUCUCCGAAAGUUGCAGUGCUCCGCGCGCGCCGUGGCCUGAAACCGAGGUCUGAGGAGAGCGGAGACGCACCCGGAGGGACGCAGUUGGGAGCUGAGUUUCGCCUGGGUUGUGUGCAGAAGGCCGGAACAAGGGAGUAGAGAAGUGGGCAGGAAGCGAAGGGGUCUGGAGUCCGUCCCGGCCGGGCGCGGACCGAGCCAGCGGACAGAAGUCGGGGCGCGCAGCCAGUGGGAGCGAGGAGCGCUGCGUACCAGGUAUUGAAUGCUGAGUAAUGGCUAUGCAAAUGCAGCUUGAAGCAAAUGCAGAUACUUCAGUGGAAGAAGAGAGCUUUGGCCCACAACCUAUAUCUCGAUUAGAGCAAUGUGGCAUAAAUGCCAAUGAUGUGAAGAAAUUGGAAGAAGCUGGAUUCCAUACUGUGGAGGCUGUUGCCUAUGCACCAAAAAAGGAACUAAUAAAUAUUAAGGGGAUUAGUGAAGCCAAAGCUGAUAAAAUUCUGACUGAGGCAGCCAAGUUAGUUCCAAUGGGUUUCACUACUGCAACUGAGUUCCACCAAAGGCGAUCAGAGAUCAUACAGAUUACUACCGGCUCCAAAGAACUUGACAAACUACUUCAAGGAGGAAUUGAGACUGGAUCAAUUACAGAGAUGUUUGGAGAAUUCCGAACUGGGAAGACUCAGAUCUGUCAUACAUUGGCUGUAACAUGCCAGCUUCCCAUUGACCGAGGUGGAGGAGAAGGAAAGGCCAUGUACAUUGACACUGAAGGUACUUUUAGGCCAGAAAGGCUGCUAGCAGUGGCUGAGAGAUAUGGUCUCUCCGGCAGUGAUGUCCUGGAUAAUGUAGCAUAUGCUCGAGGGUUCAACACAGACCACCAGACCCAGCUCCUUUAUCAAGCAUCAGCCAUGAUGGUAGAAUCUAGGUAUGCACUGUAUGUAGACAGUGCCACUGCCCUCUACAGAACCGACUAUUCGGGUCGAGGGGAACUUUCAGCCAGGCAGAUGCACCUGGCCAGGUUUCUGCGGAUGCUUCUGCGACUUGCUGAUGAGUUUGGUGUAGCAGUGGUGAUCACCAACCAGGUGGUAGCCCAGGUGGAUGGAGCAGCCAUGUUUGCUGCAGAUCCUAAAAAACCUAUUGGAGGAAAUAUCAUUGCUCAUGCCUCAACAACCAGACUGUAUCUGAGGAAAGGAAGAGGGGAAACCAGAAUCUGCAAAAUCUACGAUUCUCCCUGUCUUCCUGAAGCUGAAGCUAUGUUUGCCAUCAAUGCAGAUGGAGUGGGAGAUGCCAAAAGACUGAUUCAUUGGGGCUUUUCCUGUGAUAAAGCUUAAGUGCUACAUACAGCCUAAUGGAGAGGACUGCUCCCUGGGUCUUCUUCACAGGCCUCUUCCUGUUUUCCUGCCAGAAAAAGGCUUCUGGAAAAACACCUAUUCUAUCAGCUUUUCUGAUGGUGUAAACAGGAGACAGGUCAGUAGUCACAAACUGAUCUGAAAUGUUUAUUCUGUCUGGAGUUAUUAAUGUCUAUGUGAAUUAUUUGGGGGGAAGUAAGGAAGAUGUUUGACAUCGUGCCUUAGGGUUGACUCAGAACAGAUGUUCCCCUGGCCAAUCUUUAGUUCCCUUGAAGACAAAAGCUGGUGAGACUGGACUCUUCUCUAUCUAACAAUGUUGAAAUGCCUGGGUGGCAAAGGAA
Lynx canadensis (Canada lynx) is the source of this 1833-nucleotide messenger RNA. RefSeq names its product RAD51 recombinase (gene RAD51). The record is from RefSeq and is a predicted model, not a curated record. Gene Ontology annotation, molecular function: double-stranded DNA binding; single-stranded DNA binding; ATP binding. Gene Ontology annotation, biological process: DNA strand invasion; mitotic recombination-dependent replication fork processing; double-strand break repair via homologous recombination. Lineage: Eukaryota; Metazoa; Chordata; Mammalia; Carnivora; Felidae. Gene Ontology annotation, cellular component: condensed nuclear chromosome.